Messenger RNA from Magallana angulata, 2802 nucleotides. RefSeq names its product sodium/glucose cotransporter 4-like. The transcript has 14 exons. Gene Ontology annotation, cellular component: plasma membrane. Gene Ontology annotation, molecular function: D-glucose:sodium symporter activity. Gene Ontology annotation, biological process: transmembrane transport; sodium ion transport. Lineage: Eukaryota; Metazoa; Mollusca; Bivalvia; Ostreida; Ostreidae. Bases 829 to 2802 code for a protein of 657 amino acids. The record is from RefSeq and is a predicted model, not a curated record.
UGCAAAACAAUUUUCAUCCCAAAAUUCAAAUAUGAUACAUGUCUCGCAUAUAAAUUUAUGAUAUAAUUACUAUUACUAAAUGUUAUACUGAAAUUAAAACACAUAUAAAACAUACGUACAUGUUUGUAAGUUAUUUUACAUAGACGUACAAUCUAUAUUCUAUAGUUGACUACACUAAUUUCUAAUAGCAUGUAUUGGUUAUUGAUGUUUGAAAAUAAAGACAAAUUUAAUUUUAUAAAGAAAUUUAAGUUUCACAUUUACAUGUCACAUGUAGAAUUUCAUAUAUCUCAAUAAACCAAUAAGUUACUGUUAUCUCCGUUUCCAGUUGUCAGUGUUGCCAAAACCAUAUUUGUACAUGCUAGUACUGUAGGAAAAAAGUUGUAAUUUAAAGUUUGUUCAUAUCUGACUUUGCUGAUUCAUUGGCAUCAUUAAACUACAAACAUUUUACGGAUAUUGGCUAAGACAGUGAAAGUUUAACCUAUUGUUGUUUUCUUCCAAGAAUUACAUCCUAUAACGAUAUCUCUCAUAUUAUGAUAAAAAUCAUGUUUGCAUAUUUUAUGGUCAAAUAAUAAGAAACAAAUCAGUAGCUUUUUAGUGGGGUAGUGUCUUUUACAACCCCAUUCCUCAAAAGCAAUGGGCCUUGGCGACCUUAGGCCUUCAGCCCCAUUUAUUUAAAGGGAUGGAGAGAUACUCGGACAUAAAUCCUUGCAUAAUGUUUUUACGAUAUAUAGAAUGUUUACAAACCUUCUGAUAAAUCUACCUGAGAAUUUAAGCUUGACCUAGGUUGAAUGAACGAGGUUCGAACUAGAAUAUCCGUAUCUAGGCAUUAUGGCAGAAAACCUUUUCCUGGAGGAUUACAUAACACUUGGCGUAUACUUUUGCAUUGUGCUGGCUGUUGGAUUAUGGUCGACUUUCAGACCUAACAAAGGCAAUGCAAAGGGCUACUUUCUGGCGGGAAAGAACAUGCACUGGAUACCUAUUGGUGCCUCAAUAUAUGCAAGUAACAUAGGAGCCCCUAUGUUCAUUGGUUUGGCUGGUACAGCUGCAGGGUCUGGAAUAGCUGUCACUAUAUAUGAAUGGCAUGCGGUGUUUUUCAUUAUUUUACUUGGCUGGGUUUUUCUCCCUGUUUACGUUGCAUGUGGGGCUUACACCAUACCUGAAUGGGUGAAGAAGCGAUUUGGAGGACGUCGACUGCGCAUGUACGUGUCCUUUCUCGCUCUACUUGGCUACAUCCUCUUUAAUGUGUCUGGUGAAAUCUAUACAGGAGCAAUCUUCCUACAACAAAUGCUGGAAUGGAAUAUAUACUUAUGUGUCAGCAUAAUUCUUGGAGUCACUGCUGUAUAUACAACAGUUGGUGAUCUGGCGUCCGUUAUCUAUACAGACACCUUGCAGGCCGUGGUACUCAUUAUUGGUGCAACUAUACUGUUCUUUUUGUCGAUAAUAGAAGUAGGAGGAUACGACGCCAUGGAGACAAAGUUUAUGAAUGCCAUGUCGAAUGAGACCAGGUACAAUCGUUCUCACUAUUCCUGUGGGGUACCUCCGGCAGAUUCGCUCCACAUGUACAGAGAUGCUGUCACAGGGGACAUUCCCUGGCCAGGGGCAAUACUUGGGCUUUCUACCUUGGGUCUCUACACAUGGGACCAGGAUCAGAUAAUCGUUCAACGAACACUCUCUGCUCGAAAUAUGGUACAUGCUAAGGCAGGGACACUGCUGGGAGCUGUGUUGAAAUUGACGGGGUUUCUGUUGUUCGUAAUUCCUGGGAUGAUCAGUCGUAUUCUUUACACAGAGGAGGUGGCAUGUUCUGAUCCAGAUAAAUGCAUGGCGUUCUGCAACAACAAAAGCGGAUGUACCAACAUAGCUUAUCCGCUAAUGGUUCUUCGAUUGCUUCCGAAAGGCCUCCGUGGUCUGAUGUUGGCUGCUUUGUUGGCUGCUCUGAUGAGCUCCUUGACCUCCAUCUUGAAUAGUGCGAGCUCCAUCAUGACCCUGGACAUCUGGCACCAGUUCCGCAAAAAAGCGUCUCAGUCGGAGCUGAUGAUCGUGGGACGAGUUACUGUUCUUGUCCUUAUUGCCCUCAGUAUACUUUGGCUGCCCAUUCUACAGCAGACACAGGGUGGACGAUUCUGGUUCUAUAUGCAAUCCGUAAAGUCCUAUCUCAUCCCUCCACUGUGUAUGAUGUUUCUCUUAGGGUUAUUUUGGAACAGAACGACAGAGCAGGGCGUGUUUUGGGGACUAAUGUUGAGCACCAUAGUGGGUGUUGUACGCAUGGCCCUAGAUUUUACUUUUCUUGCACCUCCAUGUGGCAGUAACGAAGUUGACACCAGGCCAGAAAUCAUUUCCAAAGUGGAUUUUCUACACUUUGCAAUAAUUUUGGCUUUGAUUUCAACCAUAGUUAUGGUGGUCAUCAGUUUAUUUACUCAGCCCCGUCCAGAAAAGAAGCUUCACCGAUUGACAUGGUGGACAAGGAAUGAUGAAGCGGAACCGGAACUGACUGAUAAUGAGGAUGAAGAAGUUCAUACUUCAUUCAUAAAAAGGGGAGAAGAUCCUAAAACCAUGCAGAUACAGGAAAAUGAUCAAACAAAUGAAAAUGAAAAAACUGGAUUUGAACGACUUAAGACUUCGUUUAAAAACUGGGUGUGUGGAAUUGACGAGGAUGCAAAGCAGACACUGACAGCUCAGGAACUACAAGAACUCCGGAGAAGGAUGACGUCACUAGAGGAAUCCUCAAAGAUGAAGAUCAUUUUAAAUGUGUCUGCUAUUUUCAUCACCAUUUUGACUAUUGUUUUAUUGGUUUAUUUCGCGUAA